AUGGCGCCCUCCAAGCAACCUGCGGUGCCCCCCUACUCCAAGGACGAGAAGGUCCUCUGCUUCCACGGUGACCUGAUGUACGAGGCCAAGGUAACCGAUGUCCGCUCAGCCACUGACCCCAACAACCACAACCCCAAGGCCGACGACGCCCAGUACCGCGUGCACUACAAGGGCUGGAAGGCUUCUUGGGACGACUGGGUCAGCCAGGACCGAAUUCGGAAAUUCACCGACGAUAACAAGGCCCUCGCUGCGCAGUUGCAGCAGGCUGCCCGCCAGAGAGUGGCCGGAGGCUCCAAGAGCGCCAAGAAGGCCAUCGGCAAGGCGGUCGGAGGACCAUCUGGCAACGGGCGGGAGAGUGAGAUGAGUUCGGCCCGGGGCAGUGAAGAACGUACUGCGGGAAACUCGUUUGCGGCUCGCGGAGCAAGACGGGGUAGGGAUUACGAGCUGGAUAAUGGUACUGGAUAA
Messenger RNA from Pseudomassariella vexata, 465 nucleotides. Its product is annotated as chromo domain-like protein. Gene Ontology annotation, biological process: regulation of DNA-templated transcription; chromatin organization. Gene Ontology annotation, cellular component: Rpd3S complex; nucleus; NuA4 histone acetyltransferase complex. NCBI's taxonomy places the organism in Eukaryota, Fungi, Ascomycota, Sordariomycetes, Amphisphaeriales, Pseudomassariaceae. Bases 1 to 465 code for a protein of 154 amino acids. The transcript has 2 exons. The record is from RefSeq and is a predicted model, not a curated record.